Messenger RNA from Salpingoeca rosetta, 2172 nucleotides. RefSeq lists its product as uncharacterized. Gene Ontology annotation, cellular component: cytosol. Gene Ontology annotation, biological process: dephosphorylation. Lineage: Eukaryota; Choanoflagellata; Craspedida; Salpingoecidae. Bases 67 to 2172 code for a protein of 701 amino acids. The transcript is spliced from 15 exons. Gene Ontology annotation, molecular function: phosphatidylinositol-3,4,5-trisphosphate 3-phosphatase activity. The record is from RefSeq and is a predicted model, not a curated record.
CCUGUUUUGGGCCUGUGCUCGGCUGGCCUCGCCACACAACACAACACCCCACCACCACCACAAGCCAUGUCCGCUCCGAAGGAGACGACGACAUCGUCCCUGCCUGUGGAUGAGAGUCGUGAGGCCGUGGAAGCGGCAAUCCAGUGCGCAGACUCAACGCGGCAGGUCGCAGAGGACGAAGAUGUCACCGUCAACCGCAGCGUCAACGGCAUCCUCAUGCAAUACGCCAACAACACAAAGAUUGAGGUGUUGAGCAACGAAGCAACCCGCGUGAAGCUGAGCGACGGCACAGUCAUCGAGAAGUUUCCCAAUGGUGCGCAGACCAUCUCGCUGCCAAACGGCGUCGUUGUCGAAACAAAGCCCGAUGGCACAAAGAUGAUCCGCAGCGCCAGCUCCGACAAGAUCGUGAAGGAGUUCCCAGACGGCAGAAAGGUUGUCUUGAGUGCCGACAGCGCGAGCGAGGAUGACCGUGCCGCCACCACCAUCUCCCAGCCCCCACCAGACGACCUCGACGAGGACACGACGAGCGACGAGGAGGAGGAAGAUGCGUUGGUGGAGGCGCUCCAGUCGCUGGCGGAGCAGGACGACGAAGACGACGACGACGCCGAUGACGGCGACGAUGGGGACCGCAUCAGUGCAACUGCCGCCAGCGGUGCUGAUGGCAGUGUUGCUGCCGCCCGUACAGGCAGUGUCUCAAAGCACGCCGCCGCUGCUGCUGCGACUGGUGGUGUUCGCAGCGUUGUUGAUGGGGAUGUGGUCGGCACUGGGCACGGUGAUGGUGCGGCGAUGGCGCAGGGCCAUAUGGGGGAGCGGGCAGGAAGCGUGAGUCGGACAGCGAGCAAGGACGUGGAUGUGCCCAUUCACAACAGCAUCAUCGUCUGCGGCUGGCUCUGGAAGGAGGGCGGGCAGAUCAAAUCGUGGAAGAAGCGCUACUUCCAGCUCACCGAAUUCAACAUGCUCGAAUACUACGACCGCGAGCCGCACCGCGGUGGGCGGUUCAUCAAUGUCAUCGAUGUGUUUGGCGGGCAGGUGACGCCGGCGGAUGACGCGCGUCGCCCCCACAGCUUCCACCUCUACGUCUCGUGCGAACCAGGCACCGUCAGCAACAAGCGCAGCAAGUACAAACUCGCCGCGCUCUCUGGCGCCGAUCGCGAAGCGUGGAUGGAGAAACUGCGCGUGAGUGCUGCGAGCAAAGAGCGGAAUCUGACGAGUGUGGAGCAACGACCCGUUGUGACGCGGAAAUUCGCCAGCCGCGUGGUGUCGCUGGCAAAGGGGCCCUCGCUCACCAACACCGUCCGCAAGCUUGUCUCAAAGAAGAAGGUCCGCUAUCAGCGCGAUGGAUUCGACCUCGAUCUCACAUACAUCACGCCGCGCAUCAUUGCGAUGGGGUACCCUGCGGAGGGGACGGAGGCCGUGUACCGCAACAGCUACGAAGACGUCUACCGCAUGCUGCAGGAGAACCACGCCUCACACUACAAGGUCUACAACCUCUGCUCCGAGCGCGCGUACCCGGCAUCCCGCUUCCACAACCGCGUCGCAGACAACAAGCUGCGGCUGACGCGUCAGGAAAUUGACGGCGCGCACAAACGGAAACACCUCAAGAUCUUCAACCCAAGCUUUGCGGUGACGCUGUACUUUGACGAUGUCGAGUGGGCUAGCAAGGACACAGCAACCACAACAACACAAGACGGCAACGACGACAACGAUAACAUCAACGACGACGCCACACCAACCACCACAACUGCUGCUACGAACGAAGACGACGACGAUGCUAACACCACCACCACCACCACCACCGCGGCUGCCACGGCCACACUGAAGCCGGUGCAUCCUGCGAGCAUGCGGGUGAAGAGUGGCAUUUCACGGACGUCGCGUCCGGGAUCGCUGGUGCCGCGAAGAGGGGCGCCGCACGUGUCACCCCCACAUGCUCAAGAUACACGUGCAGCUGAGGCUGAUGCAGGUGAGGCCGAGACAGAGGGUGGUGCAGAGGGCAUUGCAGAGGGUGGCGAUGAUGAUGGUGCUGUGGAGGAGCAGGCCACUGCAGACAAGGGGAUGGUGAAGGGCGAAGAGGCAGAGCAGCCGCAACAGCAGGAGGAAGAGAUGGAAGGGAAGGAGGGCAUGCAAGAGAAGGAGGGUCCAGCGCAGGAGUCGUCGCCCACCGAUGACCAAUGA